AGCUGUCGCCAGACAAUCAUUGAGCAUGUCUUUUCGAACAGCUACGGAUCGCCAUAUGUCGGCGCUUACACUCCGCCCGUCGGCUGCAACUUCACCACGACUAUUUUCAACUUAUCUGUCACGUCUCAGGGUCGACAAUAUGACCGACUCGCACUGCUGUACUUCGGUGAUAUCGAAGUGUGGCGGACUUCCACUGCAAUGCCGACGCAGUCUGGGAUUCAUUGGAGUUUCCAGAAGGACAUGACCGUCUUUCACUCGAUCCUGAGCACGGAGCAAAAGGUCAUAUUCGACCUGGCCAAUGUUAUCGACGGCAACCUUUACACCGGUGCCUUCGACGUCAAUCUGGAGGCAUUGUACUUUGACGAUGACUACACUGCUGGCUUCUUUCCUGCGGAGGAGAUCUAUCCCAUCUCGUUGCUGUCGUCGGCCGAUAACGCCACUUCCGUGUUUUCACUCCCUGGCGACAGUGGCUCAGUCAAUGUGACGCUUCCCCGAAAUAUCAAAACGGCCGUCGUCUCCCUCAUGGCUUCGGGAAACGGAGCCGAGGAAUUCUGGUACACAAACGUGCCCUCGGAGUACACCAACACGUUCAACAGUCCUUGGGGCCUCUUAAACGGAUACGGUCCCUUUCGCGAGGUCCAACUCCUCAUUGACGGCCAACUCGCCGGUGUUUCCUGGCCGUUCCCUAUUCUCUUCACCGGCGGAGUUGACCCGGGCGCUUGGCGUCCCAUUGUGGGUAUCGACACAUACGACCUGCCGUCUUUCGAAAUCGAUGUCACGCCGUGGCUGUAUCUUCUGUGCGAUGGAAAUGAGCAUUCCUUCCAGCUCCAAGUCAUCGGAUUCGACGCAACUGCACCCGGCCUGAUUGGACCUAUCGGGCAGAACUGGUGGGUUUCUGGCUCUCUAUUCGUCUGGCUGGACCACGCCACGAACCAGACUGUUGCCGGGCUCAAGUCAACGAGUGGUUCAGGCCCAGCCUUCGAUUUCAAUUCAAAUAUUAACAAGGUUAUCGAGCCCAACGGUACCGUGACGAACUCGUCGCUGUACUUCUCCUUGGAGGCACACAGGUCGCUUUCGAUAUCAUCCACUAUCCAGGCGGCCAACGGCAGCAGCAGGACUGUCACCUGGGAGCAGAACCUCUCCUUCAUCAACACCCAAACUGUGACCAACCAGGCCCUCAACCAGUCCUCGACUAUGGUGACCGAGGGUUCUCAUCUCGGAUCUGCGAGUAACAUCGUCUCAAAUUACAAGUACCCCAUC
Messenger RNA from Pseudomassariella vexata, 1260 nucleotides. RefSeq names its product peptide-N4-(N-acetyl-beta-glucosaminyl)asparagine amidase A. The annotation marks the transcript as partial. NCBI's taxonomy places the organism in Eukaryota, Fungi, Ascomycota, Sordariomycetes, Amphisphaeriales, Pseudomassariaceae. The transcript has a single exon. The record is from RefSeq and is a predicted model, not a curated record.